This is a messenger RNA of Amphibalanus amphitrite, 1617 nucleotides long. RefSeq lists its product as uncharacterized. The transcript has 8 exons. Lineage: Eukaryota; Metazoa; Arthropoda; Thecostraca; Balanomorpha; Balanidae. The coding region runs from base 577 to 1617 and encodes 346 amino acids. The record is from RefSeq and is a predicted model, not a curated record.
UUUCAGCCCCUCCGCUGCAGAUAGCCGCCCAGGAUGUGGUCCCCGCGCAGCGGCCGACUAGUGCGUCAGUGUCCUCUUGUUGCGGAGUUGCGCCUAGGGGCGAUUUUGCCGCCUAACGCGCUGUGCCAUCGCCUCUACUGUCCGAGGGUCCGGAACUGGAGGAGAUAGUGGGACUGGCGUCGGCGACGAGCGCUUCCAGUGGUCACGGUGCUCGGGUGAGGACGUUUCCUCAGACCGCCGUCUCUGGGCCGAGGUGUCGGCUGAACGAGGAGGGCCGUCCACUACCUUUCAGACGAGGGUACCCUAGAAGCUUCGUCUUCAACGUCCUGCCACGAGCCAGGACACCGCGCCGCCGACUCACUGAACACGAUCGAUUCUGCCGACACACCGACUGGCGGUGUUGAUGUCCGGCGCACUUCCAGACGGGGACAAAGGGCCGACGGAGGAGCCGGAGGGGCACGAGCUGCACUGCGUCCACCGGCCGGUUCAGUCGACAGAGCGGGUGGUCCAACUGUGUGUGGACGGUACUGAGCUCUGUCCACCGGAGCCGACCACGGCGGAGGCGGCGAAUAUCAGAUGGAGAUGACAGAUGUGCGUGAAGACCUGGCCGCCCUUCGCCGGGAGAUGGCCUCACUGAGCAAAGUGGUGGCCGGUGCGGUGGUCCGCCUGGAGCAGGCAGUUAUCGAGGAGCGGACCACUCGCCAGACCGUGGUGGAGGAUCUGCGGCAGGAGGUCCGCCGGCGAGCGGCGCCAUCCGGCCGUCCCCAGGGUAGGGCUAGAAAACAGGCGAAUGACGUCACAGUACAGACGGAGCCCCAGCCAUCGGCAGUCAGUGACGUCAUAGUACAGACGGAGCCCCAGCCAUCGGCAGUCAGUGACGUCACGGUACAGACGGAGCCCCAGCCACCGGCAGACAGUGAUACCACAGUGCUGAGAGAGGCGCUAAGGACCGUGACGACGUUCGACGCUCCGUCAGCCCUUGGCGAGGACCAGCUGACGGCGCUUCUGCAGAGUCUUCCUCGCUUGGAGGAGCUGACCGUCAGGGUCCCGUCCUUCGGAACGGGGCGGUGGCUGCGGCUGCUGCCGACGUCACUGAGGACGCUAUACGUUGCCGGGCCGGAGGUGACGAAGCCGAGGUGGCCGGGACGGUACGGGAGUGGUCUGUCGGUAUCUCUCCAGGGGGUGGCUGCCGACACCAUCAGCCACCUGGCCACGGAGCUGGGGUCUCGGAUUACGCUACUAGUCACGGAUGCACAAAUGACUGCUAUCCCAAGUCAGCUUCGUGGUGCCAUCAUCAGGGUGGGCCCAAACACUAUCAUCCUUCCGGCCGGAGUCGGUGACAGCGAGCUGACGGAGCUGCGGAGCUCACGGAAGACUGUGAAGCGGCUGUCAGUCUCCGCCGCCGACCUCCCGCGACUGAGGGAGCAGCUGCCGGAGGGCCUCGAGCGCCUCAAUGUCAGAGACACCGGCCGGGCCGUGCUGACCGCCCUGAAGGAGGCGGACCUGGGCCGGGACAGUGACGGCGAGCCCCGUACCAUCUGUCUCCUUGUCCCCAAGGAGCUGUACCGUCAGCUGGGGAGACGGGAAGGCGAUGGGGUCAUACUGUGGCCGUGGUAG